Molecule: messenger RNA, 1807 nt
Organism: Terrapene triunguis (Three-toed box turtle)
Lineage: Eukaryota; Metazoa; Chordata; Testudines; Emydidae
Exons: 8
Coding region: 122-1033 (303 amino acids)
Source: RefSeq, a predicted model, not a curated record
UAAAUUCUUCUGUACAUAAGCCUGAAGGCACAAUUCCUAGAGGCAGAGUAAGACUCCAGCUUGGAAAGUAGCUGAAGCACAGCGGAAAGACGUCCCAAAAAUCAGCAUUGGGAGGAACACUAUGUUUACACACAACAAAUUGAAGAUUUUCGUAAUGCUUCUGGCACUGGCCACUUACACAGCCAUGGUGGUGCUCAAUGCUGGAGCUGGAUCAGGGGCAUUCAAAGGUGUAUUCCUAAAUACUGUUGGAAACAUCUCAAACAAGUACAACACUGACUUCACACCAGCUGGCUGGGCCUUCCUCAUCUGGAAUGUCAUCUAUGUCUGGCAGUUUGCUUGGCUGGGUUAUGCACUGUCAGGAAUCUGCAGAAGGAAUGAACUCGGAUGGGUCUACACAGAGCCAGAUUUACUGCCAAUAUCUUUCUAUCUGGUGUGGAUACUGAACAACGCCAUUAAUGUUGGAUGGCUAUUCCUGUGGGACCGAGAGUAUCUCAUUCCAGCCCUGGUUCUCCUGGCAGUCCUCCCUUUUACCUGUUAUGUUGGUCUCUUCAUUUCACACCGAUCCUUGCAUAUCCAUGCCGUUUGGUUCCUAAAGUCUCACAAAGCAGAGCUGUGGCUCAUCCGAAUUCUGGUGCAAAACGGGAUUGCACUAUACGCGACAUGGACCACAAUUGCCACUCUGCUGAAUUUUGCCGUGGUGCUGAUCUUCAAUGGGAACAUAUCUAAUAAGAUUGCAACUGCAACCUCUCUGGCCAUCCUUACCUUUGAACUAGUAAUAUGGUUUUCUCUGGAAAACUUUGUGCUUGACAAGUAUGUGCGGUAUAAUCUCACUGUCUACCCAGUGGUCAUUGUAGCACUGACCGGCAUUGUGUGGAAGAACUACUCCCUUUCAUCUCCAACUGACAACAGUGUGUUUACAGUUGUGUUGCUGGCGGUGGCUUGUGUUACCUUUGCUGUUCGGCUGGGAAUAGUCAUAUGGAGACAUUGUAAAAGGCCUCUCCACCGAUCAGAUUCUCCAGCCAUGACACUGUGAAGUAUAUUUCCAAAGUGAAGACCUUAAGGGGGAGAUUUUCAAAGCCAUGAAUGGGAAUCUGGCACCCAACACCCACUCCCCUGGUGCCUUGACAAUCUCUGAAAUGUGGAACCGUGAACAACACAAAGAGGGUAGUAAGGCGGUUACAGUGAUUUCGUAUAAGCGUUCAGGGUCUCUCUCUUUUUCAGGAUCUCUCUCUCCUUCCACUCUGAUCGAUUACACUUACCCUACCACCUUUAAUUUGACCACUAUGUGUUUUAUUAAAUGGUGUUUUCAGUUUACACCAGAGGAGUAGAUGAACAGAUCCCUCUGACAAAGCCUAAUGCACUUCUGGAUAAAUGGACAGUAGCACUCAGGUAUGCCCAGCCUGAGGCAGGCCCGUGAACACAGUUGCCACACUUGCACUUUUGCACAGAGACGUUACCUUUUUCGGUUUAAAAAAUGAUUGUAAAUAAGCAACCCCUCUAUGGUGACUGAAAUGCAUAAACCAAUGGCUCUCUUUCUUCACUGGCCCAGACGUUUGGCCUGGUUUUUGUCAGUGCUGAGCCGCUGCAAGUCCCAUUGAAGUCAGUGGGUGCUCAGCACCUCUAAAAAUCAGGCCACUGCGCCCCUUUCAAGCUCUCCCCAACAUGGCAAGAACAAAACUGCAGUAGUGCUAUAUUUUUAUUUUUGCAGCAUCUGUUUUAACAUUCUGCAUCAAGUGUGUUGGAGUGGUUACAAUUACUGGUUAAUUAUUGUUACUCACACCUUCUUGUCAACUGUUGGAAAUGGGCC